Molecule: messenger RNA, 675 nt
Organism: Phytomonas sp. EM1
Lineage: Eukaryota; Euglenozoa; Kinetoplastea; Trypanosomatida; Trypanosomatidae
Source: the annotation of a GenBank genome assembly
GGUGUCUAAACCAUUAUAGUCAGGCAUUCCCUUUUGUGCGCAUAUUGAAUUCAAAACGAAAGACACAAAGUUUUUUCCCUAGUGAGACAAUCAUUUCGUUAUUUGCACCGAAUGGGCACUUUUAUAAGUUCUUUUAAGGAUGCUCAUGAGGAGUUGUUAAAGGCUAUCCAUUUGGAUGAAUUCCUUCUUCUCUUCACGCAGUCAGAGAAGAGAUCCAACCUAUUGGAUGCUUUUUUGAAAGAGAUGAGUCUCUUCUACCGUUCGGUGAAUUGGUCAGAACCAUUUUUUUAUUAUUUGGCUGCUUUUCACACCAUGAUCCUUUUGGUUAUCCUGAAUGUGACGGUGUUGCGUCCUUGCUCCGUAGAGCGUCUUUUCGUGUGCAGCAUCUUCCUUCUAGCACUGGCCUUUUCGGCUGUUCCGCUAAACCGUAUUGGGCAAAAGUAUGGUGAGUUAUUAUUCCGCACGUCUCGCGUCAAUUAUUUUGACGAAUCUGGAGCUUUUCUAGCGAUAUUGUAUUGGGCUCCUUUAAUGAUUGAGGUAGUUUGGAUUGAGUUAUGCAUCAUUGCGCGGGUGUGCAUGGAAAUAGUGCGACUGAAUCAGCAGCAUAUUACUUCCCAGGCUAGGAACACGGCUCAAUCGAACGAAGUGAAGAGUAAAAAUAUCCAAAAGAGCUAA